AUGUCGGCCGACGACCCUUUUGCCUUUAUUGACCAUAAUGAAACCGAGCGGAAGCCGCCGAAGAAAUCCCAUUGGAAGGAGAAGUUAUUCUCGAAGGACAGACGCAACAAAGGCCCGGAUAAUCAGCAGAUCGAAGCGUUCCUAGCCCCUGCCCGCUCCAAGUCCGUAUCGUACGGAGCGCCGUCCGCCGCUGCAGCCUCGAGAGGGCUGCCGACGCCCCGUCUAGAUGUGUCCCAACGCUUCCCGUCGUCCCAGGAGCUCUCGAAUACCUCCCCCACCGCGCACCCCGCCUCCGCGACCGAACUUUACUCUUCUGUAAAUUUCCCCAAACCCCAGAAGAAGCGCAAUGGGAGGACAUUGAAGGUGAAAUUCAGCGACAAGGGGCCCGAAUUGAUCGGCGAAGGUGGUGAUGAAUCCGAAGUCCCCACCAUGGAGAUAUCCCUGCACCGUCACAGUCGGCAUCAUCGCGGACCAAGCGGUGGCUCUACGGACGCUGCUCCAUCCUUGCCCCAGCUGCAGUUGGAUACUUCCUUCGGAGACGGUCACCGGGGAAUCACUCGUCAAAAGACGCGGCAUCGGAAAGAUGUCAACGUCAAUGAGGACGAAGAUGAGGAUACCAGGAACCGCAGGCCGUUGCUCACUCCAAAUGCCCAGAAUUCGGACUUCCUUAUGUCGCUGAAUCUGGGCGACAAAGGCUCUCGGGUAUCAUUCCGCGCCUCCCCCGACUCCAAUUCGUUUGCCCAGCGGGUGCGCGACAAAAUGCAGGCCGAGGAAGGCCGUGCUCUACAACAACACCGGUCUGACGAGCCGACCUCGCCGAGUAAGGAGGAGACGAGACCGGAUAGUCCUAGUUCGGCCUACGAUACCCCUCCCCUUUCGGAGACCGAGACAACACCGCCGUCCAACUCCUUGCGGAGUCCCGUGAGCGAGACCCAGGGUCAAUAUUCCGCGCUGCCGCCAUCGUAUAGCUCGAGCGCGAACGCGCAGAAUCGUUCUCCGACCAAAUCCUUCCCCUCCAUCCCAAGCGAUUCUCCGUUGGAUCGCCUGAGUCAACAACUCACCAGCGGAGAACUCCGCGAUUCCCCCAAGAGUAACCCGCAGCCACCCAAGAUGUCUUUGCGCGCUGUUGCGAACCAGAUCGGCGACACCGCGUUCAUCGACCUCAAAAGUUACGUGGCGCGGUAUGAAAGUCAUAUCCGGCGGUCGGCCGAGAAUGUCAAACCGUUGAUGGAAACGUCUCUGGCCGAGUGGAUGCGUGCAGCCGUGUGGUGGUUUCUGCGGGGGAAGAAGAGACUGGAAGCCUACGCGCGCGCUUCGCGGCCGUCGAGCUCCAGCGGACGACCGGCUCGGCGAACGUCUCCGGAUGACGCCCGACAGGCAGUGGUGGAUCUGGGAAAGUCCCUGUGGAUUCUCGAAAACAUCGUCACCCAACACUCGGAGGUCACUCGAUACGGCGCCAUGAGCGUCGAGGCAUUGCUUGCGGUGGUGAGUACAACCGGUGACCGGCAAUUGGCCGAUCUGCUGGGGUUGCAUCAAAUGCUCUUGAACCAUCUGCGCUCGUUGGCCAUGUCGAUAAAGCGGAACAACAUUAUCUCCACGAUCGGCACCGAUGACGAGGCUGCAAGCCGGGGUGACUUGAGUGUGUGGGUGCGAUACCCGUUCUUCGCGCCCGACGUCUCCGCCGUCCUCUCGGGUACUACCAGUCGGUCCAUGCUGAUUGACAGAUCCGGGAAGUCACCGGAUUUGGUGCAUAUGAUGCCGCUUGGGGAUACGAAUCGGUUGUUCAGCUACGGGAACAUGUUUGUGGACGUGUUUGUGAGUUCCGACGAAGACGAUGCCGACCAGGCAUUUUCCAUUCCCUGUGUUUUGUCCAUCGUCCGCGACCGAGGCGACUGGUACGUUUUUGCCGCCAUCACCAGCCAGAGCGAGCUGGUCAAUAUCAUGAUCCAGUCGGAUCGCAAGAAGGGGCCCACCUGGGACAGCGUGGACUGGCAGGUUCGUUCGCACUCCAUGCGGGUCAAGCUGCCCCGUGGCUUCGAGCUGGAAGUCAAUUUCCAGGAGGAGGAUUUCAAGACUCUCUGGAACAUCGUCCAGUACACUAUGAAGACGGAGGAAAGCCUUCAACCGGAGGCAGGCGAAAACAUGGUUUUUGAGAGCACGCUGAAAAUGUUUCAGUACAUGGAUCCAGGCUCUCAGAAAGCUUUCCCGGCGGAGCCCGUGGAGCGGUGCCGCCUUCGUCUGUUCGAGCGUUCGGUGACGGUGACCGAAGGCACUGGCCAACGAAGCAUUCACCAGGGCCACCGCCUGACCGUGCUGACGAGUCCCAAGAUCAAAACGCUUAGCAACAUCCGGCAUCUUCUUGGCGACAAAGAACCGAUCGUGUUUGGCCUGCUCCGUGGCGAAGACGGUGCCCCUGCCCUUCUAGUCAAGGUGAAGGAGGAUGGCCGGACCCGGUCGAUGUUGAUGACCUUCGAAGAUGACGAGGAGCGCAGUGCCAUGCAUUCCAUCCUUCUUGGAACGCUUCCUGGAGAGACCGAAGUGAAGACGCGGGAUAUCCCGAUCCGUGCCUAUUCCAUCGAACAGCCUGCCGAUCGAUUUACUGGCAAGCCCGCUAAGACCCACCUCCAAUUCCCAGCAGGCAGCGUGUCUGUGAUUGAUCAAGAGCAUCGCCUUGUUGACCAUGGAUAUGGCCCUACGAUUCUGUCGGAACACUUGCGAGCCUUUGUAGCGACGGAAUGGGGAUCCGCUACGGAUCGUAUCAACCUCGCCCCUGGCGAGCUGAAACUUGGACUUGACAUCAACAACCGAACCGGCCUCAGCCUUUUCCGCCCUGGGCAGCAGGAUCUGACCCUUUCCCUUGCGGACAACCUCACCUCCCCCGACAUGGCCGACUCGAUAUCCACCUUCAUGCACCUCGCUACGACCAAGCCGACCGUACGGCGGUUCGACUUUGCGACAGUGAAAGAUCUUCAUGCCUUCCAAGAGGCAGUAACUGGUUUCAGAGUGUUAUUUGACAGCGUGGCGUCUUCCCUUACGAUAUCCCGCCGCCGCAUGGUGGUCCCCAUUACGAAGAAGUGGGAGGCCAACAUGGCCCGAAUCCAGAUCGUGCAGCAGAAGAAGACCGUCCAGCUGCUGGCCUUCCUGAACGACUUCCCCUACGGCAAGUGCAUGAAUUUCGUCCUGAUGUCCACCGACAUGCUGGAGAACUUCGGCCGCGCGGGCAAAUUUGGCGUCAAGAUCGUGGAUGCCAAAUUUGCGCUGCCGAAGAACGAUAAUGAUCCUGCAUCCGAUUUUUGUUGCCUGGACAUGCCGGAGUAUCCGAUGGAGCAUGAUGAUAUCUCGAUUGCCUUUGAUUCUGAAGCCGACCGAACCAAUUUCCAGUCCGCGGCUCCGGGAUCCGUUCGUGAAGCGUCACGAAUGAGUUCUCUCCGCCGGUAG
This is a messenger RNA of Aspergillus affinis, 3438 nucleotides long. RefSeq lists its product as uncharacterized. The coding region runs from base 1 to 3438 and encodes 1145 amino acids. The transcript has 5 exons. The record is from RefSeq and is a predicted model, not a curated record. NCBI's taxonomy places the organism in Eukaryota, Fungi, Ascomycota, Eurotiomycetes, Eurotiales, Aspergillaceae.